AUGCAAGCCAUUCGCGUCCACCCAGCUCCUCCAUCAUCCAUCCCUUACUCACCCUCAAACCCCGCUCCAUCCUCAGCCCUACAUCUUGAUCACAAUGUCCCCAUACCCAAGCCAUCGAAACCCGGCGACAUUCUCGUUCGCGUCAAAGCCACAACAGUAAUUCGCGACAUGCUUACAUGGCCAGAGACCUACUAUCACGAAUACGCCAUAAUCGGCAACGACAUCUCAGGAAUCGUGACAGAGGUCUUCUCACCGGACUGCAAAUUCCAACCGGGAGAUGAAGUUUUCGGCAUGGCAGCUACAGACCGCGCAGCCGCCUGGGCGGAAUACGCACUUCUCAACGAGGAUGAACUCGCCCUGAAACCGAAAGCCUUGACAUUUGACCAAGCCGCGGCGUUGCCUCUUAGCGCACAGACGGCCUAUGAGGCAUUGUUUGAUCACGGUGGUAUUCCUAUGCCCUCGGCGGAGGAGGCUAUUAAGAACCAGGCCCAGUCCUCUGGCCAGAAAGGCCAGCGGGUGCUGAUUACCGGUGCCGCUGGAGCGGUAGGGAUUUAUCUCGUUCAGCUGGCGUCUGCAGCGGGAGUACAUGUUGUGGCGGCCACGAGUUCGAAUGCUCGUAAUGAAGAGUUCCUUCGAGGACUUGGUGCUGAUGAGGCGAUUGAGUAUGGUAUGCUGGAAAGCUACCGAGGGGUUUUUGAUGUCAUUAUUGAUGUGGUUGGGGGUGAGGUAUUGGCCAAAUGUUGGGACUAUGUGAAAGAGACGGGGGUGUUGGUCUCUGUCGAUUCAGCGAGUUUUAACUUUGUCGAAGAGCAUGAAAAGCGCGGAAUACGCAAGGAUGGUGUUCGUGCUUUGUUCUUCAUUGUCAAAGGCAGUAGCAAGGCCUUGCAUUAUAUCGCCGAACUUGUGGAUCUGGGCGCGGUGCAGUCUUUCGUCGUUGAGGCUUAUUCCUUUUCAAAAGUACAGGAGGCGUACGAUCAUGCUAAUGGGCGGUAUUCUGGACGUGGGAAGUUGAUUCUAACGAUUUAG
Molecule: messenger RNA, 1026 nt
Organism: Aspergillus nomiae NRRL 13137
Lineage: Eukaryota; Fungi; Ascomycota; Eurotiomycetes; Eurotiales; Aspergillaceae
Product: NADP-dependent oxidoreductase
Exons: 1
Coding region: 1-1026 (341 amino acids)
Molecular function (GO): oxidoreductase activity
Source: RefSeq, a predicted model, not a curated record